GCAGGAGUUCUUGAAGCUUGAUCUGAAACAUUUUCCAGAAAGCAACGAACUAACAGUGAAAGGAGUUUAUGAAAUAGCAAUUUUACUUUUGGGUGGAAGAGAACUUGAGGCUCGCAGUCACAGGCGAAAGCUCAGAAAAUGGCGAUUAAAGCCAACAGAACGGUGGUUUCGGCUUGUCUUUUCUGGGUUUUCAUGCUGUGCGCGACAAUAGCAUUCUUUCAGCUUAAACUGAUAGAGAACGGAGGAGACCGUUCGUCUCACCACAAGGCCAUUGAAACUGCGCACCGUUCGGAAAACCCAGCUGAAGAGGAUUUGGAGGGAGUCACCCACAAAGUGUUUUUUGAUAUAGAGAUCGAUGGGAAACUUGCGGGUCGCAUACUCAUGGGACUUUUUGGAGCAGUGGUUCCAAAAACUGUAGAAAACUUUCGAGCACUUUGUACUGGGGAGAAAGGCGUAGGAAAAAGCGGGAAGCCUCUUCAUUACAAAGGUAGUACAUUCCAUAGGAUAAUACCCAGCUUUAUGGUCCAAGGGGGUGAUUUCACCCGCGGUGAUGGACGAGGUGGAGAAUCAAUCUAUGGUUUCAGGUUUGCUGAUGAAAACUUCAAAGUGAAACAUAAUGGACCAGGAUACUUGUCGAUGGCGAAUGCUGGAACGGAUACAAAUGGCUCACAAUUUUUUAUAACAACGGUUAAAACUAGCUGGUUGGACGGCCGCCAUGUUGUAUUUGGGAAGGUGCUCUCGGGGAUGGACGUUGUCUACAAGAUCGAAGCACAAGGAAGCGCUAAUGGCGAGCCCAAAGGCAAGGUUCUUAUACUUGCCAGUGGGGAAUUUACUUCAUGAUUUGACUUGUUACGUAUUUCAUUGAGUUGAGGUUGAUAGAACUACUAGUUCAGUUUAUCUCAAAUUGUUUUUUUUCUGGUUUUUUCUCCUCCCUGUGGGGUGUGCGCGCGUAUAGCAGAAUUGAAUUUUGAUGAGUCAGUAAAUAUCUGUUCCUAAAACAGACCUAGCCAGGAAUUUAAACACGAAGUUUCAUCAAGCAAAAACGCAGUUUGUUGAUAAGCUAGUCAGAAAACUGUAAAGAGCUAGUAUUCGCGUAAUAUG
Molecule: messenger RNA, 1101 nt
Organism: Neltuma alba
Lineage: Eukaryota; Viridiplantae; Streptophyta; Magnoliopsida; Fabales; Fabaceae
Product: peptidyl-prolyl cis-trans isomerase CYP19-4
Exons: 7
Coding region: 139-840 (233 amino acids)
Biological process (GO): protein folding; protein peptidyl-prolyl isomerization
Cellular component (GO): cytoplasm; intracellular membrane-bounded organelle
Molecular function (GO): cyclosporin A binding; peptidyl-prolyl cis-trans isomerase activity
Source: RefSeq, a predicted model, not a curated record